GUACCUGAAAUGCUCAAAAAAUAAAACAGAUAAAAUGUGGUACACAGCUUUAAAUGGGGUAAAAUUGAUAUAAAUUGCUUAAAUGAGGUAAUCCCUGUCAAAAAUGACAAAAGAUGGGACAAAAAAAUAGAUUCCUUUUGUUCCAUACGCCUCCCAGGCUCCCAGCUGGGAGCCAGGUUCCAUUACGUCAUCUUGGGCGAAGUUAUUGUUGCUUCUUACUUGGCAUAUAUGCAGCAAACUAUCCUCGUGAAGACUUGGUAAAAGAACUAGCUUCUAGUAGAGCCACUGAACAGCACCUCAGUUGUCGAGUUGCCAAAUGUGUUUAUCUCCUAUGCUUCUAAAAAACUAUGCCUAGACAGUCACAAGAAACUCUCCAACGAAUCAAAUGCAAGUACAAUGCCUGAUCAUAAAAUACAAGCACAAUGCCAGACCCUAACUAUUCUUCUUGCUGUGCAAACCCCAACAAGAAACCCCAACAAGAACCGACUCAAUUUUUUAGAAGAUCCAAGAACGAGAUUAGUCGCUGGAGCAACAAGAAUUAUACCUUCUUCGUGGCUCUUGGUGCGUGUCUCCACACUUAGCAUCUCACUAUAAAUUCUGCUGGUCACUCAUUCGGAUGAUAUAACAACCACACAGCAUCGACAGCUACUAACCUGGAAUCACCGGGGCGUGAAUCUCAGUUAUUUAGGUCAAUGGCGUGUCCACCGCACGCGAUCGUCAUCCCCUACCCGGCACAGGGCCACGUCAUCCCGCUCAUGGAGGUCGCGCACGCGCUGGCCGACAGGGGCUUCAACGUCACCUUCGUCAACACCGAGUUCAACCACGCCCGUGUCGUCGCCUCCAUGUCGAACGGCGCCGGCAGCGGCCUGGGCCGGAUCCGGCUCGUGGCGGUGCCGGAUGGCAUGGCCCCCGGGGAGGACCGGAACCAGCUGGUGAAGUUGACCAUACUCAUGGCGGAGUUCAUGGCGCCGCGGGUGGAGGAGCUCAUUCUCCGGAGCGGCGAGGCGGCGGUGCUGGACGGCGUGUGCCCGGGCAAGAUCACCUGCAUGGUCACGGACUACAACGUCGGGUAUUGGGCGGUGGACAUUGCUCGGAGGACCGGGAUCCGGGUGGGGGCCGUUUGGCCGGCGUCAGCCGCCGUCAUGGUCACCUUGCUGAGCUUUCCUAAGCUGAUUGAGGACAACAUCAUCGAUGCGGAAGAUGGGUCUACAGUGGGUGAAGGAACAUUCCAGCUGAGCCCCGACAUGCCUCUCAUGCACAGCGCCCACCUCGCAUGGAACUGCAUCGGCGACCACGACCAGCAGGCGACCCUCUACCGGCUCCUUUGUGACGGCGUCCGCGCAAUGGAGCAGUGCGACUUCGUCAUCUGCAACUCCUUCCAGGACGCGGAGCCGGCAUCUUUCAAACUCUUCCCCAACGUCCUCCCCGUUGGCCCGCUCCUCACCGGCGAGCGCAGCGGCAAGGCCGUCGGCCACUUCUGGCAGCCGGAGGACGACGAGUGCAUGUCCUGGCUCGACGCGCAGCCAGAGAGAUCCGUAGUGUACGUGGCCUUCGGCAGCUUCACCAUGUUUAACCGGCGCCAGUUCGAGGAGCUCGCGUUGGGGCUGGAGCUCUCCGGCAGGCCAUUCCUGUGGGUCGUGCGCCCGGACAUUGGGCACGGCGCAGUGCACGACUACCCGGAAGGCUACCUGGACCGGGUGUGCGGCCCCGGUGGCCAGGGCAAGCUCGUCUCCUGGUCGCCGCAGCAGCGCGUGCUGGCGCACCCCGCGGUGGCGUGCUUUGUGUCGCACUGCGGGUGGAACUCCACCAUGGAGGGCGUUCGGAACGGCGUGCCGUUCCUCGCCUGGCCCUACUUCGCCGACCAGUUCGUCAACCAGGUGUACAUCUCCGAUGUGUGGAAGGUCGGCCUCAAGGCCGUCGCCAACGAGUCGGGAGUCAUAACCAAGGAGCACAUCGCCGGCAGGGUGGAGGAGCUGAUGGGGGACCCCGGCAUGAGGGAGAGGGUGGAGGCCAUGAAGAAGGGCGCACACGAGAGCAUUCAGGAAGGUGGCUCCUCGCAUGGAAACUUCGAUGCUUUUGCGGAGGCCAUGAAGAAUGCGGCGCCUGAGAGUGUUCAGGACGGGGGCUCCUCACAUGGAAACUUCCACUCUCUUGCGGAGGGUAUGAAGGCAUGAUCAUCUGGUGCUCGAUUGUACGUGUGGUAGUGUGUGCAAUUUUGCAUUCCCAAACAGAAUAAAAAGUUCGACCAUAACCAUUAGCCUCUAUAUUUGCUGCUUUUCUGUUCCGUCCCGAAUUACUUUGUCGCAGAAAUGGAUCUGGAUGGAUGGAAUAUAAGACGUUUUUCGACACUGUCAGACUCUAAACACAUCUUAGAAAAAGUUACAGAGAUAAUACCUGAGAAUUUUGGGUGCGUCCGUAGAUAACAUGAUGAGGAGCAGCAGUGUAGCCCCAAGGCCAAGACAGGGAGGCCGCGACGAGGCCUUGUCAGGAACUAAACGGAGGCAGGAUGUCAGCCACUUCCUAUUCUACGCUUAAAGCACUGUAACGGUACACAGCGCACACACCACCUGACCGCUUGCGUAGUGAGCCGGCCCAUGUGGAAUCUUUUUCCGCUGGUUUUUGGAAGGUUCCCCCAGUUUUUUGGUGCGGUUUUUUCUGUGGUUUAUUUUAGAACAGCUUUUAUUCUAUUUUUUUCUUUUUCUUCUUUUUUCUUCUCUUAAUUUGUGAUUUUUUUUCAAAUUCAUGAUAUAUUCAUAAAUUCAUGAACUUCUUUUACAUCCUAAAAUUAAUUUUAAAUUCAUGAAACUUUUAAAAUACACAAAUCCUUUCCAAAUCUGUGAAUAUUUUUGAAAUCCACAAACUUUUUUUCAAAAUGAAUGAACUUUUUAAGUCCGCAACUCUUUUCCAAAUCCGUGGUUUUUUCCAGUAGUGAACUACUAAAACAGUAAAGAUACGACAAACUACCCAUGUUGAAAUCAAUGUGAAGUGGCAGUCAUUAAAUAAGCAGAUUUAUUCUCGAUCAAGAUUGCUUUUCACAAGAACUUGCCAGGAAGGGGAAGGAAGGAGGGGAGGGCAUACCUUGG
This is a messenger RNA of Triticum urartu, 3083 nucleotides long. Its product is annotated as UDP-glycosyltransferase 83A1-like. The record is from RefSeq and is a predicted model, not a curated record. Gene Ontology annotation, molecular function: quercetin 3-O-glucosyltransferase activity; quercetin 7-O-glucosyltransferase activity. NCBI's taxonomy places the organism in Eukaryota, Viridiplantae, Streptophyta, Magnoliopsida, Poales, Poaceae.